CUCUGCACGCGAGUGAAAAGGAUGGGGGGCGGGAGUGGAGUGCGUCCCAAGCUUUUAGUCUCCGCGAAUUUGUUCAUGAUUUGGGUCUACAUGACCCUGGUUAUCAAGGAGACUUAUUCACAUGGACAAAUAAGCGAAUGGGUAAUGCUUGCAUUCGGGCACGGCUGGAUAGAGCAGUUUGCUCUCAGUCUUGGAUAGAUACUUACCCGGAGACUCUAGUCAAACAUUUCACGGAUCAGGGAUCGGACCAUCGUGCCUUACUCCUUGCUGAUAAACCAUAUGUUCGUACUAGCCGGCCUCUUUUCCGGUUUGAUGCCCGUUGGGCGGACAAUCCGGAGGUGAGGGCCAUGGUCAACUAUGUCUGGCAGGAAGACGUCCAAGGCACCCCUAUGUCUCGACUUUGGGAACGCCUAAAGAGGCUUCGGCAUCUACUCUAUGAUUGGAGUAGGGCGGGUACUACUAAUUCCCUCCGUAAUAUCAAGACGCUUCAGGCGGAGAUUGAUAGGGUCAAAUUGAUCCAUCCGGUGGAUUGGGAUAUGGUUAGGACCCUGGAAGCAGAGCUCUCCCGCCAGUGGGAAGCGGAGGAAGUUUUCUGGCAACAGAAGUCCAGGGUUAAAUGGUUAAAAAAAGGGGAUCAAAACUCGGCCUACUUCCAUACGGUCACCAGGGCUCGGCGGAAGAAGAAUUUUGUUGCUGGGCUUCGGAAUGAGGAGGGUGAAUGGGUCACUGAGGAAACCGGGAAGGCUUCUAUUGCCACCAAUUUUUACCAGAACUUGUUUACUUCGGAAACUCAGGUUCUUAAUAUGAUUGAGAGGGUGGCGACUCUGCCGAUUGACAAUCGUGUUACUCCGCAAAUGAAUGCUCAGUUGACGGUGGAGGUUUUGGCUGGUGAGGUCCGGAGUACGGUGUUUUCCAUGGGUUCGAAGCAGGCCCCGGGAUCGGAUGGCUUCACUGGGAAGUUCUUUAAAGCUUUCUGGGAUAUUGUGGGCAUUUCAGUGGUUGAGGCAGUAGUGUCCUUCUUUAAUUCAAGUCGGAUGUUGCGGAUUUUUAAUCAUACCUGGCUCACAUUAAUACCUAAAGUGGACUCGGUGGAAACUAUUAGACAAUUGCGGCCGAUUAGUCUGUGCCAAUUUGUCUACAAAGUAAUUACCAAGAUUAUGGCUGAGCGGCUGGCUAGCAUGCUCCCUCAGAUUGUUUCGGAGGGACAAAAUGGUUUCAUCAGGGACCGGCAGAUCAUUGAUAACAUCCUUAUUGGACAUGAACUAAUGCACUAUUUGAAAAUAAAAAGGCAAGGGAAGAAAGGGUACAUGGCUCUGAAGGUUGAUAUGGAAAAGGCCUAUGAUAGAGUCGAGUGGCCCUUCCUGCUUGCUGUUUUGGAGAAAAUGGGUUUUAGUUCUGUCUGGCGAGGAUGGAUUCAUGAGUGUCUUCGUUCCUCCUCUUUCUCGGUUCUAAUGAAUGGUUCUCCCUCGGGGUAUUUCACGGCUUCUAGGGGCCUUCGUCAGGGGGAUCCUUUUUCCCCUCUUUUGUUUGUGCUCUGCACUGAGGGGUUUGCAGCCCUCCUUCGAAAGGCGAUCACAGAGAAAAAGUUAGAGGGGGUGAAAGUUGCUCCUAGUGCUCCGAGAAUCUCUCAUCUGUUCUUUGCGGAUGAUUCUUAUUUGUUUUUGAGAGGUUCUCUGCAGGAGUGUGAGAAUUUACUUGUGGUGUUAAAUGAAUAUGAGGAACUCAGUGGUCAACGAGUUAAUUUGGAGAAGUCGGCAGUGUGUUUUAGCAAGAAUGUGUCCAUACCAGAUCAGGAAUUCUUGGCCACGAUUCUGGGGGUGGGUGCAGUGGGGGUCCAUGAUAAAUAUCUGGGGCUUCCUACGCUGUUUGCUCGAUCCAAAACGGCUACUUUCAGAUUUUUUGAGGAAAAGCUCCUAGAGAGACUUCAGGGGUGGAAGCAGAGGACUUUGUCAUGGGCGGCUAAGGAAACGUUGAUUAAAACCAUAGCUCUGGCUCUCCCCCUUCAUGUCAUGUCCUGUUUCCGUCUUCCCCUGGUUCUGUGUCGUCUUUUAGAUAAGUAUGUGGCCCGUUUUUGGUGGGGUGCUGAGGAGGGCAUUCCGAAGAUUCGAUGGGUGUCCUGGCGGAAUAUGUGCAGGAGUAAGCAUGAGGGGGGAAUGGGAUUCCGCCGUUUCGAGCAGUUCAAUCAAGCUCUCUUGGCUAAGAUAGGCUGGCGUAUUCUCAAUGAGCCCCAAUCGCUUAUUGCCCAUAUCUAUAAAGGCAAGUAUUUCCCUCGAGGUUCUUUCCUGACCGCGACGGCUAGGUCUCGGCCCUUCUGGGGGUGGCAAAGCAUCCUUCAUGGGCGUCAGUUAUUGGAGAAGGGGUUGAGGUGGCAGGUGGGUAAUGGGCAAUCAGUCCCUCUCCUGCAGUCUAACUGGAUUCCAAAGUGCCAAUUAGAUCCCCCUGUCUAUAAUCCGUGUAUCUUGCCAGAGGGGGGUGGUUCUGUGGUGGCAGAUGUUAUUAGUGAGGGGGGAGGGAGGUGGGAUGAGGAGAAGCUCAGUCAAUGGUUUGAUCCAUCCACUUGUAAGGCUAUCAAAGCUAUCCCUCUUCCGCGUUGGGAUGUGCCAGAUAAGCUUAUAUGGCAUUUUACGGCUGAAGGGGUCUUCUCGGUGAAGUCGGCUUAUCAUUUGGCUGUUGAGUUGGACAGGAGGCGGGGUGGGUGGCGAUCCUCGGUUAGCUGGAUGGAUAAGCCCAGUUGGAUUAGAGUUUGGGAGGCGAAGAUCCCGCCCAAGUUGAAGGUUUUCCUUUGGCAAAUUCUUAAUCGGGCUUUGCCGACUAUGGAGGCGCUCAUUGAGAAAAAGGUUCAGGUGCUUCCUCGGUGCCCAGUCUGCUGGGACGCCCCGGAAACGAUGGAACAUCUGUUCCUUUAUUGCCCGGUGGCGCGGGCUCUCUGGGAUUACUCUGGGUUGGAGUACUUGGGAGAGGGUUUGCCUCGGCAUACCUUUCCACUGUUUCUUAAGCGUCUGUUGGGUUUGAUCCAUCAGCCGUCUGUGGUUAUGGCGGUUGUUGCAAUCCUUUGGAGGAUCUGGCGAUCUCGCAAUUGGGUAGUCUUUGAAGGCAAGCAAUUUGAGAUCCCGGCGCUAAUGCGAUAGUUUUACCAACAGUAUGAGGAGUGGAUGGAUCUUCCAGCGGAUCAGGCACCUAUGGUACAAGCCCCAAUAGUACUGUCUAAUGUUCCAGUGGGUGAUGCCCAGUUUGUUUGCAUGUGGGACGGGGCUACUAAGGGUGGGUCUCAUUCAGCUGGUGGGAUGGUUCUUUUUGACCAAGCUCAUAUGCUCUUGUUGGCUAGAGGAGUCCAGUUUCCUCAGUUGGAUAAUCCAGCAGUGGUGGAGAUGCUUGUGCUUAGGGAAGCCAUCAUUUGGUGUGUAGAGCAAGGGUUGUCGGCGGUCCGUUUUGAGGGCGAUGCGAAGGUGAUUAUCGACAAAGUUAAUCAAGCCGAUACAAGAGA
Linum trigynum is the source of this 3484-nucleotide messenger RNA. NCBI's taxonomy places the organism in Eukaryota, Viridiplantae, Streptophyta, Magnoliopsida, Malpighiales, Linaceae. The record is from the annotation of a GenBank genome assembly.